AUGGAAGAGAAGACUAACAAAGAGUGGGAGUGCGAUGCUGUGGCAAUUUGUUCUGGGCUUCAUGUGGAGCCGUACAUUCCGAAGAUCAAGGGAAUCGAGAACAUACCCCAGGUAAUGCACUCUUCCCAAUUCAAGGCACGCAAGGACUUUGGUGUCGGGAAGAAUGUCAUGGUUCUUGGCGUUGGAGAGACGGCCAUGGACGUGUCGUACUUGGCUGUAACCUCCCCAACCAAAUCUGUCACUCUCUGUCACCGCGAUGGAUUCUUCUUCGCACCGAAGGUGGUUCCUGUCCCUGUUCUUCUUGGGUACUUCAAGAAGUCACCCGCCGCUCAACGAAAUGUGCCGAUUGAUACCUAUGUCAUGAGCUUGUUUGAUACUGCUUAUGUGCAUCCGGUCCUUCAGAAAUCAAUGUUGCUUUGGAGCUACUAUGACCUUUUCGUCAAAAGAAUGUCUCAGCUCAUUUCCGGCACAGUGCAAGGAUACGAUCAGUGGAUAGGAGGGAUAUCCAAAGAUCGAUACCAUGUUUCGUCAAUCUUCCUCUGCAAAUCUGGAAAAGCAAUGCCGUAUAUAUCGAAGCCAUAUCGGAAGCGAAGCUUUCUCGACCGCAUCCGCGCUUUUCUUAUCAACGUUCCGAUACCAGAAACAAGAAAUAGAACAAUCGACCUCGCUCCAUGGCCCGAUUCUAUCUCUUCAGAAGGAAUUGUCACUUUCACUGAGAAUGGUCGUCCCGAAGCAGAGAUGAUGCGCAAAACUGUGUGUAAACCAGACAUUGUCGUCUUCGCCACGGGCUACUAUCCAAGUUUCCCAUUUCUCGAAGCCAGUUAUGGUACCCCUUCUGAAGCCAACCAGCGUGGUAUCUGGAGGUCUGGUGACAACAGUGUUGGCUUCAUUGGAUUCGUCAGACCUGGACUUGGUGCCAUCCCUCCAUUGUCUGAACUGCAAGCCCAGCUGUGGGUUCUUUCAAUCCUAGGCCGCUUACCGAAGGCAUCACCGCGAGAUAUCGACUACAAGCUACACUUCAAACCAGGCCGUCGCGAAUACGAAAACUUCGGGGUUGAUCACGAGGCCUACGCAUACCAGCUUGCGCUUGACAUGGGCUCUGCGCCGUCAUUCACAGAAGUCCUCCGACACGGCUACAGAACAGCUUUUACGUGGGCAUUUGGCUCCAACUUCAAUACCAAGUUCCGGCUGGUGGGACCAUGGCAGUGGGACGGAGCUAAGGAGAUCAUGAGUAAUGAGCUGUAUGAUGUUGUCAAUAAUAGUGGCGGGUGGUUUUGUCUCACAUUUUACAGCAUCAUCCCUUUUGUCUUAUUUGGAGUGAUUAGUGCGAUACUCUGGCUUACUUUCGAUGCCAUUAUUCUCCUAAAAGAAGCGGGCAGAGGCAUAAUCUCCAGCCGGACCAAAACGAAGAGGAAGUUUUAG
Cadophora gregata is the source of this 1422-nucleotide messenger RNA. RefSeq lists its product as uncharacterized. NCBI's taxonomy places the organism in Eukaryota, Fungi, Ascomycota, Leotiomycetes, Helotiales, Ploettnerulaceae. Bases 1 to 1422 code for a protein of 473 amino acids. Gene Ontology annotation, molecular function: flavin adenine dinucleotide binding; NADP binding; N,N-dimethylaniline monooxygenase activity. The record is from RefSeq and is a predicted model, not a curated record. The transcript is spliced from 5 exons.